UCCAUCCAUCCCUCCAUCCAUCCAGCCCUCCGGGCUGCAGCGCCCGCCAGUCCGGCCCAGCAGCGUGCCCUUGCCCGGGCGAAGCCCAGCUGGUCCCUCCCACCGCCUGGCAUCUCCAGCCCCAACCGCUCUCCCUCAUGAUGCCCGCCCGCAAGGCGCGGAAAAGCGCGCAGCUCAGCACGGCUCCUGCAGAGCAGGAUGCUGUGGCAGAAUGUGCUGCUCAACUGCGGAAAAUUGGAGAUAAGUUGAAUUUACAACAGAAACUUCUAUAUGUACUUUACAAACUCUUCAGCCCAGGAACCUGACCUCCCUUCAAAAAAAUAAUAAAAAGUAUUUUUUUUUAAAUGGAAGCAUCCGGAAGGCCCAGAUUUCAUCAAGACUAACAGAUUGCAUUGGUUACUGAGAGUGUUGUGUUGGUGGAGAAAGGAUAUCUAUUGGAGAUGUAUUGGAAGACGUGGUUGUGCAUCUGGAAAAUUGGUGACAGCCAUUUUCAAAUAGAAAAUGUUCGGGGAUUUGGCGGGUGGGGGGAACAAGACAAAAUUGGAAGAAUCCUGAAUGAGGAAUUUUCUGCAGUAAGAAGUGCUGCAUCAGUGUUACUAAAGUUACUGUUCAUCAAGUUCAUUUGCACACCGACCGGACAGAGAACAUGGAUCCAGCGGCUGACAGGGAAGGAUGCCCACUUCUUCUUCUGAAUACAGAACUGGAAGGAGGCAUAUUUCCUGGCUUCAUUCAUAGUUCCUGAUGGUCUUGAAAAUGUUUUUCUUUGUUUGAUUUUUAGGGUUUUUUUUUUUUUGUUUUUCAUUUUGGUUUUGAUUUUUUUAAAUAAAAAACAAAACACUCCAGCCAACGAAUCUGGAAUGAAAUAUUUGUCUUUGACUCAGGUCACUGCAGUUGUCAAAGAAUUUUGGUGCUCUGUAUAGGAAAUCUAAAAUGAUACCCUUUAGGAUUAGGUUAGCAGUAUUAACAAUGUCUAGUUUGCAGGUCUGCCUCAUGAGUGUACAAUAUUACAAUGUGCUUUCUUUGGAAAUCUGUAGAACAAAAUGACCAGAGUCACUUUAAGCUUUUCUGUAGAGUUUAGCGCAUCAGAACAAACAGAGAAAGCAUAAUAAACUGCACUUCAUAUUUUCAAGGGUCUGAUCUUCUAGGUGAACUUACACUUGAAAUAUUUCUGCUGAAUUCAUUAAUGACAUAGUCACAUUCUGGCACAAUGAAAUUUCACACUCCAUAUACUAGUUUUAUAUCAAAUUAAGGUUAUGGUGGAAUUAGUGUCAUAAAGAAUGUUUAAAAUGAAAUGAAUCAUAUGCAUGUUUUAUCAAAUGCAAUUCAUUAGUAAAUAAGUCAUAAUAUAAUCAUCAGUGGCUCUAUUUGAAAAAGGCAGCAGAGGUUGUUAAAGAGACGAGAGUAUCGUUACAAGAAAAAGCCUUCAGUGAUAUGCUUGACAAAACUAAUGCUGGUGAGUUGCAUAUCAGCAAGUAGCUUUGGAUAAAAGGCACCUUUAGGAGAUGAAGUAAUAAAUAAUAGUAUUAAUGAUGGAUUUAUGUGAAUGAAACUUUACUUCACAUUGGUCAAGGGCUUGCAGUGGAAUUUUUUUACACUGAAUUAUACAGUAUUUUCAUACAUACUUGAUAAUUUUAGCUCUGGGAUAUAAAAUGACCAGAAGAAGAAUGUUAGUGCAGUAUUUCUUACUUGCUGUAUUCUUCCCCCAUUAGAAUGGAUGGAGGCAAGGUGGCCAGAGGUUAAAGGGACAUUUUGCAUUGAUUCUGGCCUAUUAACAUAGUCCUCAAAUGCAGAGGUUCUGGUCUUAAUUUAACAAACGAUCAGCUAUUCAGUAAAGAGAUUUGCUUUAUUUAUUUAGUCUAUUUAUAGAUUCUGUGUUCAGACCCUGUUCUUUGGUAUGUGUGUGUUACUUGUUUAUUGAAAACAUUUUCUCCAAGUUAUACAGAAAAGGAUUUAUAACUGUACUGCUUGGUCAGGAAAACUGAAUGUAGCAUGGGGUUUUCUGAGUACCAAAUUAAAAACUACUAUCUAGUUUUUUUUCAAUGGGGCCCAGGGCUUCCUAAUUUUAAUAAACUUGGGGUUUCUGGUUACAGUGGUCAGGCAUUUUGGCUAUAUUGUAAUGGUAUUUUUACCAUUAAUAUAAUUUGUUACUGUGUUAAUAAACUAAUAAAAUGAUAACUAGUA
This is a messenger RNA of Ornithorhynchus anatinus (platypus), 2181 nucleotides long. RefSeq names its product phorbol-12-myristate-13-acetate-induced protein 1 (gene PMAIP1). Lineage: Eukaryota; Metazoa; Chordata; Mammalia; Monotremata; Ornithorhynchidae. The transcript has 2 exons. The record is from RefSeq and is a predicted model, not a curated record. The coding region runs from base 138 to 305 and encodes 55 amino acids. Gene Ontology annotation, biological process: apoptotic process; release of cytochrome c from mitochondria; DNA damage response.